AUAACCUCACCUCAGUGUCGGUUCUCUCGCCAUGAUACAUGGACCGGUGGAAAAGGGCGCGACUACGACGGGUGCUCGGGCUCCGCCGCAGCACCGUGCUGCUGGGGUGUUUCGUGCUCGGUUACAUCGUGUACCUGGUGGCCGGGGGUGUGGUGUUCGCUACCCUCGAGGGCCCGGUGGAGUUUCAGAUCAGGAGCGAACUGGACCUCAGCAUCUCCAAGUUCAAGCUGCGAUACCCGAAAGUAUCAGAUGACGAUUUGGAGUCGCUGAUUGAGGAAGUUGUGCGAGCCAGCAACAGAGGUGUGUCUGCAGCAAGAAAUGUCUCCAGUGAGCCUAACUGGAGCUUCGGCCAGUCCCUCUUCUUCUCCAGUACAGUGGUUACAACCAUCGGGUAUGGUCACGUGACACCAUUGUCCAAGGCAGGCAAGAUGUUCUGUAUGUUGUAUGCAAUGCUGGGAAUACCUCUGACUCUAGUGUUGCUGACAGCUCUAGUAGAGAGACUUAUGAUCCCAACUACACUAUUCCUUCAAUUUCUCAAUAGCAGGCUGGGACAUCUCUAUCAGCCAUUCAACAUCCGUGUACUACACCUCUUCAUCAUCGCCACUUGUCACAUCGGCCUGAUGGUGCUCAUCCCUGCAGCUGUGUUUGCCAGUCUGGAGCCAGGCUGGGACUAUCUGGACUCUCUCUACUACUGCUUCAUCUCUCUCACGACUGUGGGUCUUGGAGAUUAUAUUCCAGGCGACUCUCCAAACCAACCUUACCGCCCGCUCUACAAAGUUGCCACCACCGGUUACUUGCUGAUUGGUCUGACGUUUACGAUGCUCACCCUCACUAUUUUCUACGACAUUCCGCAGCUCAACUUCGGAGUUCUCUUUCUGCGACGUUCGGACGAGGCUACAACGGAUCCUGAGAAGGUUCGGCUUCAAGCUCCCGGAAAUCUGGGACCUAAGUACACUCAACAGCAUGACCAACACAUACCAGUCAAAAUGGACACCCCUAGCCCAGAGGAAACUACCCCUGUACACGCCCGCCCUUAGAUCCACCUUAAGCUCAUUAAAGUAUUUUUGUACUCCAAAUCUCAAAAUACACUUUGUGGACUAGAUGGAAUCCAUGUUGAAAUGUGAUAGCCUAUGUUUGCUUUUUUACUGCUUCAGAUUUCUUAGAGUAUUUAUUUUUUGUAAAUACACCAUUGGAACUAAGAAUGGGUUGUAAAUGUGAAUGAGAAAAUGGUAAGCAAUAAGGUAAUAAGGUUUCGUGGAGAUUAGGAGUAAAAGAUUGUUUUAAAGAACCAAUUAUGUGAAGCUUUAAAAUAGUUUCCAUCCACCUCUACUUUUCUCUAUAUGUAAAACAGAGUAGAGUAGUAGAGCAAUAAUCUCUUGGUAUCUGAUAUUUGUGAUAUGUACAACAAAAUGUUGCUAUUUUAUCAGUAGGAGUAGAAUAACAGAGUGUAUGAACGUCAUUAAUGCAUGCGGAAAAUUUAUUAAUAUUGACCUAACACCAAUGAUUGCAGGCUUUUGAGCUUUAAAACCUAUAUGAUUAAAUGAUUUAUUUUCUAGUCUCUCUGUUGUUUUCUUUAAUGACGCAAUUAUACAACAUCUCUGUCGAUAAUGCUUAGUUUUUGUGAUUUGAAUAUUUAUUUUUUUACUACUAGCUAAAAAGAUCUAUAGUAUAAAAUAGAACUAUGCAUCUAUAAUAGCUGAAGUAUUCUUGUAAGAUUGUAGUGUUUUAGAAUAGUAUCCAUAUUUUUAGAAGUUGUACAAAAUGUCAUUUUAUGGUUACAUGACUAUUGGCUGAAAAUUGUGUGACAAAUAAAACUCUCUAAACUGUUGAUAA
Molecule: messenger RNA, 1833 nt
Organism: Macrosteles quadrilineatus (aster leafhopper)
Lineage: Eukaryota; Metazoa; Arthropoda; Insecta; Hemiptera; Cicadellidae
Product: potassium channel subfamily K member 6-like
Exons: 5
Coding region: 39-1037 (332 amino acids)
Biological process (GO): potassium ion transmembrane transport; stabilization of membrane potential
Cellular component (GO): membrane
Molecular function (GO): potassium ion leak channel activity
Source: RefSeq, a predicted model, not a curated record